Messenger RNA from Prinia subflava (tawny-flanked prinia), 4384 nucleotides. RefSeq names its product otopetrin 3 (gene OTOP3). Gene Ontology annotation, molecular function: proton channel activity. The coding region runs from base 291 to 2093 and encodes 600 amino acids. Lineage: Eukaryota; Metazoa; Chordata; Aves; Passeriformes; Cisticolidae. Gene Ontology annotation, biological process: proton transmembrane transport. Gene Ontology annotation, cellular component: membrane. The transcript is spliced from 7 exons. The record is from RefSeq and is a predicted model, not a curated record.
GGCUGCCUGUGGCAGAUCUGAGAGCUUCCCACUGAGUAAUUAAUGUAAUGACAAUAAUAGACACAAAGUAAACAAGGUGGAAAGAAAAUAAAUCAAUGGGCUGGGAGCAGAGGCUGCAUUUAGUGAGGAGCAGCCCUGACGGCUCCUGUCUGCACCUUGGGCUGUCAGAGCCUCCCGAGCACCCUGGUGACUUCACAGCCUCUGGUCUGGGAUCGGCUGCAUCCGAGGCUGUGCUGGCUCCUCAGCAGCAGGAGGCUGCAGGCAGCAAGUGACCCCCAGGCAGAUGAGCCAUGUCUGACAAGAAAGUCUCCAGGCCCUGCCAUCACUGCAGGAGCAAGUCAGCAUCAGCCCCAACAGACACGUCCAAGAUCCACUAUGAGAAGUUCUGGCUGUACCGUCACUGCUCCUCAGUGCAGCAGAGGGACCGGCAAGCUCAGAAGGCUGGGCAACUCUUCUCCGGGCUGCUGGCCAUGAACGUGGUGUUCCUGGGCAGUGCCUUCGUCAGCAGCAUGAUCUUCAACAAGGUGGCCAUAACUCUGGCAGAUGUCUGGAUCCUGCUCUCCAUCCUCAAGGUCUUGUGCCUGUUCUGGAUUAUUUACUACCUGCUGGGCACCAGCCGGCAGCCGCACGCGGUGCUCUACAGGGACUCCCACGCUGGAGCCAUCUGGAUUAGGGGGUCAGUGCUGCUGUUUGGCAGUUGCAGCAUCCUCCUGAAUGUGUUUCAGAUUGGCUACAGCACAAUCCUCGUCCACUGCAAAUCCAGGGUAGAAAUUGUGUUCCCCAGCAUUGGAAUCCUUUUUAUUUGCACCCAGGCUUACUUUCUGUGGCAUCACUCUAAGGACUGCAUACAAGUCCAGCACAACUUCACCAGGUGUGGGCUGAUGCUGACCAUAGCCACCAACCUUCUCCUCUGGCUGCUGGCCGUGACCAACGACACCCUGCACGUGGAGAUCGAGUCUCAGCUGCGCGAGGUGGAGCGGCGCUUCGCAGGCAACGAGACUACCUUGUGCACAUGUCCAAACACAACCAUCUGCAAAGUCUUCCAGAAGGGCUACAUCCUGCUCUACCCCUUCAACACCGAGUACUGCCUGGUCUGCUGCUCCGUGCUCUACGUCAUGUGGAAGAAUGUGGGCAGACGCAUCAGCCACCACCACAUCCCGCACGCCAAGCCCAAAUUCAAGCUGCAGGGGGUGGUCUUUGGGCCACUGCUGGGCACCAGUGCUGUAAUCAUCGGGGCCUGUGUCUUCAUGAUGUACCAGAUCCAGGCCACCAGCUUGGUGCCCAGCCGCCAGGUCUUUGUGAUCUAUUAUUCCUACUACAUUGUGCUCCUGCCCCUGAUGAGUGUGGGCGCCGUGAUCGGGACAAUCAUCCAUGCCUUGGAGAAAAAGGAGCUGGACACACUGAAGAACCCCACCCGCAGCCUGGAUGUGGUCCUGCUGAUGGGGGCAGCCCUCGGCCAAAUCGGCAUGUCCUACUUCUCCAUCGUGGCCCUGGUAGCCACUGACCCCAGGGACCUGCUGAACAGCCUCGCCCUGUCCUACUCUGUCCUCCUCAUCUUUCAAAACAUCAGCCAAAAUGUUUUUGUCAUCGACGGGCUCCACCGGCGGCGCGUUGGAGCAGCUGCUGAGGCCAAACGUGCCGGACACGCCGGGCAGCACACGGUGCCUGCAGAGCUACCUGGGCAAGAGGAGACCACGCAGGGCAGCAAACAGGAGCACAGCCAGACACCUCCUGGCAAGGAGGAAGACACUAGAGAAGAGCAGAAUCGUGAGGCCUACAGCCAGAGACGAGUGAGCGUGCUGGAGCUGGGACAGGAGAUCCGGAAAGCUUCCCUGUCCUACAUCCAUAUCUACUCUCACCUGAGCUGGAGGAGAAGAGUGUUGAGGGAGAUCUCGUUCUUCUUGGUUUUGUGCAACAUCAUACUGUGGGUCAUGCCCACAUUUGGGGCUCACCCCCUCUUCGAGAAUGGAAUGGAAAGGUCCUUUUAUGGCUACUCCACCUGGUUUGUGAUCGUGAACUUCGGGCUCCCCUUGGGUGUGUUCUACCGCAUGCACUCGGUCGGGGGGCUUCUGGAGGUCUACGUGACAGCCUGAGCUAAGCUGGGCCCCCACCCCAGGGCUGGGGAGAAUCAGUGAUGCUGAACAAAGAUGCAGGAAGCAGCUACCAGAUUAUGAUUCCUCCAAGCAUAAUAUGAUGCAAGAUAUACCACAUGGAACCUUCUAAGACUUUUUUACUCCAGCUUCUGCUUGGACGUCUCCUUGUACAACGUCACCAUGAGUUUCAGAAGAAGUUCUUUCAUAUUAUCCUUUUCCACCAUAGAGACUAGACUCAAAGCCCAUAAACAAACUCUCACUGCUCUCAGGAAUCAUGCAUGCAGUCAGCAGUCUGCCAGUGGAUGCUGUUUGGCAGCAAGUGGGACUUUACCAACUCCGGUUGAGAUCUUCUAGAUGAAAGAAUGCAAGGGCAGCCUUCAGCAAAAGCAACAAAGACUAGCCUGCACCAAUUCAGAAAAUCAAAAGCAAUCAAAAAAUAAAAGCUGUAAAAUGACCUUGCUUUACUGAGAAUAAACACCACUUCUUUCUACAGGCACUCGCAGAGCCUCAAGUGGCAAUCUCUAGGGAAGCACUGUGGGUGAUCUUUACUCACCACAGAUGAUGUUACCACUGGUGUGGACUAGCCAAGGUCUCAUCCUUACACACAGGGCGAGUUCAAGAGCAAGCUACUGCCACAUCCAGUGUGAAUCUCUCCCCACCCCAACACUUUGGCCCUUGCUGCUGCCUUGCACAUCCACAAACCUUUCUGGAGGUCACCAUGCACAAGGGAAGGCAGCUGCAGUGAGGUGCCUGAUCAAAGACCUGUCAGGAUGUGUUCCACAGGGAUGCCUGCUUUGAAAGUAUGUGGGAGAGCAAGGGGCUUGUGACUAUGGGUCCCAAAUCCAGAGCCUGAUGAAUGGAAAUAAAGAGACUGAAUUUUCAUUUUCAUUUCGCGUCUUGUGAAAUCUCUGGGUCUGCUCUGCACUCAAUAGGCUCAAAGUCAACUCACUUAAAUUGCUCUUGCACUCAGAAAUUGCACAGGGCUCUGAGCAACCUGGCCUAGAGGAAGGAAUUCCUGGCCAUGACAGAUGAGCUUUAUGGUCCCUUUCAACUCAAAGCAUUCUGAGAUUCUACAACAUUUAAGAGCAGGCCUGCUCUAUAAUCAAUCAAAAGCUGUCAUGACCCUUACCCAAGCAUGGCACAAAAGGCAUUCCCAUUAUUGCUUCUGUUCCUCUGUAAAUCAAUCCCAGGAUCAGUGUGGGUUUAGGAUUACAGCCUAUUUAUGGGUGGGUUUUUUUGGGAUUCCCUAGUACAGCAAACUCUCCCAAGACAGUAACAGUGAAGAUUCAGCAUUCAGGUGGUGAUAGCACCUUUCUGUAAAACUCCAAGUGAGACUGAUUGCAUGAGCAUGAACUUUGCCCAAUAAGUGUUUGUAUUUGGGCCCAUGUCAACAGAAAUAUGCCACGAGAAAUAACAGCUGGAUAAAUUAGGCUCCAAUAAAGUUAAUUAUUAUUCUCAUGUCAGUGUUUACAUCAUGGGAUCCACAGGACAUACAUGCUAAGGUAUGACCUCAAACCUUCUUCAGAGUGAUUGACAGUCUGGGGACAAGGAAGGAUGGCACUUCACGGGCAAACCACGACCUGGAUUUUAUCCAGUUUCAUGGAUAAAACACUGGAUUAGGUUACUGAGCUUUGACAGAGCAGGUGACUUUGGAAUGAACACUGAAUACAUGACUGCAGACACGAUCAGCAUGGACAGGAAUGAAGGCCACCAGCUCCAACUCUCACCUACAGCCACUGCAGAUCAGAUAAACAGUCCAGGCCCUCCAUGUCCUUUCUAACAACCCCCAGGGCCAGGGUGCCUGUUUUACAGGUCUCAACUGCACAAAGGUUCUGGCACAUGGUUGACUAACUCAGGAGACUCGAUCCUGUUUGAUCUUUGAUGAUGCUGUAACCACAGAAACAGCCAAACCCACACCAUUCAGGCUCAUUUUCCAGAGUCAAAUCUUCAUUUCUGAUUAUUAAAAGAAAAUAACACUGCAGAGGAAACCAUGGUGCCCUAGUGGCACAAAUAACCUCAACAUAAGACAAGCAAGAUUAUAAACCUCUCUCUGAGGAAGAAAGAAAAAACAUACCCAAGUGCAUGUUUCAGUUAAUCUUUAUCUUUCUCUUCAUAAGUAAGCAAAGAGUUUACAGUGCAAGUUGAUUUCCACAGAACAAGGAUCAGACUCCAAACACCAAGAAACAAACAAAAAGGCUUCCAGAGGAACUCACAAAGAAACAAAGCAGAAAAGAGAGGACGGAAGAGAUCAUGAGAACCAGCAGGUCCAUGGGAGGGAAGAGGCAAAGCAC